Molecule: messenger RNA, 3196 nt
Organism: Capra hircus (goat)
Lineage: Eukaryota; Metazoa; Chordata; Mammalia; Artiodactyla; Bovidae
Product: protocadherin beta-17
Exons: 1
Coding region: 214-2607 (797 amino acids)
Biological process (GO): homophilic cell-cell adhesion
Cellular component (GO): plasma membrane
Molecular function (GO): calcium ion binding
Source: RefSeq, a predicted model, not a curated record
GUCUCUGCAGAGUCCUAGACUCCAUAAAAGCCGAUCUGUUUCUGGUAGCUCACAAAGGAAAUAUUUACACAGCUGGGGAUAGGUUUCAGAGAGUCAGCUAUCCCCUUGUCAGUCCAUGACAAGAAGUAACUCAAAAUUACAGAAUCAAGAUAGCAGAUCUGGCGCAAAACAACUACUUUUUGAUUAAAUACUGCAUUUUUGGACUCGGGAACGAUGGAGACACCGCUACCCAAAGUGACUCAGAAAAGGCAAGUGACCGCCAUUAUUAUUCUAUUAUUAUUGCGGGAGGCGGGCGGUCAGAUCAUUAAGUAUUCAGUUCUAGAAGAGAGGGACAGCGGUUCAUUUGUAGCCAACCUAGCAAAAGAUCUGGGGUUGGGCUUAGGGGAGCUGGUUUCUCGGGGCGCCCGGAUUCUUUUCAAAGGGAAUAAACAGCAUUUGCAGAUCGAGCAGAAGAGUGGGAAUUUGAUACUAAAAGAAAAACUGGACCGAGAAGAUUUGUGCGGUGACACGGAUCCAUGUAUACUGCAUUUCCAGGUGUUACUGAAAAACCCGGUGCAGUUUAUUCAAUGUGAAUUACAGAUUCAAGAUGUAAAUGACCAUGCCCCAGAAUUCUUGGAAAAUGAAAUCCUCCUGAAAAUAUCAGAAAGCAGCCAUCCAGGGUCUGCAUAUCCUUUGAAAAUAGCUCAAGAUUUAGACGUUGGUAGUAAUACAGUACAGAACUACACAAUUAGCUCCAACUUCCAUUUCCACCUUUUUACUCGAAAUCACAGCGAUGGCAGAAAAUACCCGGAGCUGGUGCUGGACCAAGAGCUGGACCGUGAGGAGCAGCCUGAGCUCAGGUUAACCCUCACAGCGAUGGAUGGUGGGUCACCGCCCAAGACUGGGACUUCCCAGGUCCUCAUCAUAGUCCUGGACAUAAAUGACAACGCCCCGGAAUUUGCUCAGCAGCUCUACCAGGUGCAGGUCCCAGAAAACAGCCCUAUAGGCUCCCUUGUCAUCACUGUUUCUGCUAGAGAUUUGGAUGCUGGGAUCCAUGGCGAGCUCUCCUACUCAUUUUUCCAAUCCUCAAAUCAAGUCAUUCAGGCCUUCGAAGUAAACACAGUCACAGGGGAUAUUCGACUAAAAAAAAAGUUGGAUUUUGAGGAAAUUAGAUCUUACCAUAUAGAAAUUGAGGCCUCAGAUGGCGGCGGUCUUUCAGGAAAAUGCACUGUAGCCGUAGAAGUAAUGGAUGUAAACGACAACGCCCCUGAAUUGACCAUAUCGCUACUCAUUAAUGAUAUCCCAGAAAACACCCCUGACACUGUGGUCGCUGUUUUUGGAAUUUCAGAUUCAGAUACUGGUAACAAUGGAAAAAUGAUGUGUUCCAUCCAAGACCAUCUCCCUUUCCUACUGAAGCUCACGAUAGAAAAUUUUUACACUUUGAUAACAGAAGGCGCACUGGACAGAGAAGAAAAAGCCGAGUACAACAUCACUAUCACGGUCACUGACAUGGGAACCCCCAGACUGAAAACCGAGCACAACAUAACCGUGCUGGUGGCCGACGUCAACGACAACGCCCCCGCCUUCACCCAGACCUCCUACACCCUGUGGGUCCGCGAGAACAACAGCCCCGCCCUGCACAUCGGCAGCGUCAGCGCCACAGACACAGACGCCGGCGCCAACGCCCAGGUCACCUACUCGCUGCUGCCGCCCCCCGACCCGAUCGUGCCCCUCGCCUCCCUCGUGUCCAUCAACCCCGACAACGGCCACCUCUUCGCCCUCACGUCCCUGGACUACGAAGCCCUGCGGGCCUUCGAGUUCCGCGUGGGCGCCACCGACCGCGGCUCGCCGGCGCUCAGCAGCCAGGCGCUGGUGCGCGUGCUCGUGGCGGACGCCAACGACAACGCGCCCUUCGUGCUCUACCCGCUGCAGAACGCCUCGGCGCCCUGCACCGAGCUGGUGCCCAGGGCGGCCGAGCCGGGCUACCUGGUGACCAAGGUGGUGGCGGUGGACGGCGACGCGGGCCAGAACGCCUGGCUGUCGUACCAGCUGCUCAAGGCCACGGAGCCCGGGCUGUUCGGCGUGUGGGCGCACAACGGCGAGGUGCGCACGGCGCGGCUGCUGAGCGAGCGCGACGCGCCCAAGCAGCGGCUGGUGGUGCUGGUCAAGGACAACGGCGAGCCGCCGCUGUCGGCCAGCGUCACGCUGCACGUGCUGCUGGUGGACGGCUUCUCGCAGCCCUACCUGCCGCCCCCGGAAGCGGAAGCGGCGGCCGCGGCGCCGGCCGACCCGCUCACCGUCUACCUGGUGGUGGCCUUGGCGUCGGUGUCGUCGCUCUUCCUCUUCUCGGUGCUGGUGUUCGUGGCGGUGCGGCUGUGCAGGAGGGGCGGGGCGGGCUCGGCGGGGCGCUGCCCGGUGCCCGAGGGCCACUUCCCGGGCCACCUGGUGGACGUCAGCGGCACGGGGACCCUGUCGCAGAGCUACCACUACGAGGUGUGUCUGAUGGGAGGUACUGGGUCCGGCGAAUUCAAAUUUCUCAAACCUAUUGUCCCCAGCCUCUUGAGUGAAGGAGCUGAUAUGGACACCGCGGAAAACGCUAACUUUAGAAAUCGUUUGGGGUUCAGUUAGGAAUCUCACUUGACAAGAGAUGAUCAAUGAUCAUAUUCACUAUUAAUUUCCAACCCUUUCAUUAACAUGAAGAGCUUACAUAUUCACACAUUCAUUAAGUAUUGUCCUAUUUAUAGUUUGAUGUGUUUUACAUUCCGAAUCUCUAGGUGGUUUUUAUUGUUGCUCUUUUGUCGAUUUUGAUAAGCCCUUAACAUUUUGCAUGGGAGAUCAAACAUUUAGCAGAGAAAUGGUGUUUCUCAAGUUUUGGAGGUCAGAUUUUUCUAAGUCAGAAGUGUUUUCAGGUUCCUGAUAGUUGAGCUUGUUCGUUGAGAACUUGUUAUAACUAAGAGAAUUGUUUUAUGAUUAUUAUUGCAUGUCUGACUAUUGUAAAUGAUGGCUUUUUAAACAUUUUUCACUUAUGCAAAAAAUUUUGUGACCUUGUAAACUGCUAGAGUUCUGUAGUGUUGUUUCAAAAACACUAUUGUCUUUCCUCAAAUGAACUAAUAUUUUAUCUGAAUGCUUUCCGAGUACUUUCUUUCAAAAUUGGUAUCGUUUAAUUAGACCACCUACUAUAAUUUUUAAAGGAUUUAAUCCCAGUUAAGUAGAAAAA